Molecule: messenger RNA, 402 nt
Organism: Meloidogyne enterolobii
Lineage: Eukaryota; Metazoa; Nematoda; Chromadorea; Rhabditida; Meloidogynidae
Source: the annotation of a GenBank genome assembly
AUGGAUUUACCCAUAAAGGUUCCUAAUCAUUACACAUCAACAUUAAUUUUAAAUAAAGGAGCACAUACAUUAAUGGCUUACGGGGCACUCUCUCGUCCUUACAAUGUUUCAGUCACGGCACAUUACUAUUCUCGACAUAGAAUUCGCUUACGUUAUCCUUAUCUCCAAUGUGUGGUUGAGAAAUUUCCUCGACGUUGCGAGGAUCGUUACUACCCACUUGAACUACUUGAGUUGGUCGAUGAUAAAGAAGAGGAUUAUAUUGGGUUUCCAAUUGUAAACAAUGACAAACCACUUUAUGUUGAUGUCUCCGAAAAACUUCGAAUUAACAAAGCAAAUUCUGAUUCAGACAAGAAUGACGAGCCAUUAGAAUUUGAUAUGCUCGAUGAGAUGGAAGGUUGGUAA